AUUUUGUGUGAACAUAGAUUAAUCGUCUUUUACAGAGUAUCCCAGCUUUGCAUUGACGGAGCACAUUCGUCUGGGCCUAGGCCUCGGUUGAUGGCGCAUCAGGCGUAUCAUUACUAACCAGGGCAAAUUUUGUUUUGCCAAGCAGAACUGGAUAGAAAUGGCGCGGAAGACUGGGUACGUAUCAGGAAGAUAGCGGGUCACACACCCAUGACCACGAGCCCUGUCUAUCGAGAAGGUCCUGGGCUUGUCUAGGCUCGAUCUAAAUCCAGGCGCUCGGGUUUAAUCAGGCCGGAGACAGCAAAGCGGUUCGCAGAGGAACCCUGUUCUCAAAAAGAACACACCUUCAUGUGGGUGGCAUCUUAGAUGCAGGGGUUUCUCAUGAGAACAUGUAUUCUGAGUUGAGAUCGGAGCUCGACCGAUGGCCGAUCAGCGUUGAAAGUCCGAACCCGAUUUUGAUCAGCCAUCAGAUCACGAACGCAAAGCUGUGCUUGCCCCUCCGUGUAUUACCACUGCCCAUAGCGUCAGGAAUCUGAGCGAGGCAGCAUCGUUUUACGAUCCAACCUCCUUCUCACGCCGAUCACCGACACGUAACUCACAUUUGCGGUGGCAUGACCAACACUAGAUGACGAGCGCGGGUAAAUGACCUGCAAGGCUUGACAAAGCUGGGGCAUCACUGAAAUCUUCGAGGGUCGAGCCAUAAGUACGGAGCGACAUCCAAUUGGCUGUCCAUAAUGUCUCUUCUCGAUCGCCCCCCUCCGCCACGCACCAAAUUGGGUGUAUAUCGGAUUCUUUCGCCCAACGCGGGAGUCCAUGUCUCUCCUCUGCAGCUGGGGGCUGGCAGCAUCGGCGACCAGUGGCACAAACUCGGAAUGGGUGCGAUGGAUAAAGCGUCAAGCUUCAAACUCCUAGACGCGUAUUUUGAUGCCGGUGGUAACUUCAUUGACACUGCGAACGCAUAUCAAGACGAGACGUCAGAGAUGUUCAUUGGGGAGUGGAUGGAGCAGCGGGGUAUCCGGGACCAGAUCAUUCUCUCCACGAAGUUUUCGACGAAUUACAAAGCCCGCCGAAACGUCGCGCUCGAGGUCAACUAUGCUGGGAGCAACCGAAAGUCGAUGACGCUGAGCGUGGAGGCCAGCCUCAAGAAGCUCCGCACGUCGUACAUCGACAUCCUCUAUGUACACUUUUGGGAUUGGGACACAAGCUUCCGCGAAUUGAUGGAUGGGCUGCACAAUCUCGUCGCGCUGGGAAAGGUCUUAUAUCUCGGCAUCUCGAAUGCCCCGGCCUGGGUCGUAUCGCAGGCCAACCAGUAUGCGUUGGACCACGGCAGGUCGCCAUUCGUCAUCUACCAGGGCGCAUGGAACGUCAUGGACCGGUCGUUCGAGCGCGAGAUCAUCCCCAUGGCCCGUGCAAAUGGCAUGGCACUCGCGCCCUGGAACGUUUUAGCACAGGGCAAGUUCCGCACGGACGCUGAGGAGGAAGCUCGGCGCGUUUCCGGAGAGAAGGGGCGCAUGCUGUUCAGCGCCGACUGGGAACGAAACGAGGACGAGAAGAAGAUCUCACACGCACUUGAGAAAGUCGCGGGGGAGAUUGGGGCCAAGAACAUCACCUCCGUCGCAAUCGCUUACCUGAUGCACAAAGUGCCGUACUGUUUCCCUAUCAUCGGAGGGAGGAAAGUCGAACAUCUGAUGUCCAACAUCGAGGCUCUCGAAUUAUCGCUCUCGCCGGAACAGAUAAAGUUCCUGGAGGAUGUUCUGACCUUUGAUCCUGGCUUCCCUGCAACCAAGAUUGGCGAUGGCACUGCACCCACCCCCGAUUUGCUUACAGCUGGAUAUUUCGACCACGUGCCCCUUCAACGGACAAUUCCUCACACGAAGAACUGAGCAGGCUGGGGCGCAGACCAGUGGAAUAGAAUACUUCAAUUCACCGCCAGAUUAGACAACGAUUCGUAACACUUGCCGCGAAGCGAACCUCUCCUCGGAGGUGCUCCCGCCAAACUAGACCGAAUAUCCAGGAUGUUCAGGCUCCAGCAAUUUUCCUUUCAAUUCAUGAGAAUGUUCCAAACUUGCGGAGGGGAAAAACACUAAAUCAAGAAAACAUCGUUGACAUUUUCUUAUUCAGACUGACUGCUUACGGUGGCACAUGAACCCGGUCCAUAUGCAUCUGAUGAGUUAGAUUGAAUAUCAGCAACGGAUAAGUUCACUUCCCUCUGCCUCAUUAUGGAUGCCUUUGGGACCCCGUCCUGUAUUAUCUCCAAAAUAGCAAUGCCAUCAGGUCAGCAAUAGUGCCAUUUUCAUGAUAAAUUUUCCAAUAUCAUGCCCAACUACACGUCACUAAGCCGUACAUAAGGCGCGAUACAGUCCAGUAUGAUGAAACAGCCUAUGAG
Messenger RNA from Mycena citricolor, 2383 nucleotides. The record is from the annotation of a GenBank genome assembly. NCBI's taxonomy places the organism in Eukaryota, Fungi, Basidiomycota, Agaricomycetes, Agaricales, Mycenaceae.